Molecule: messenger RNA, 4684 nt
Organism: Apodemus sylvaticus (European woodmouse)
Lineage: Eukaryota; Metazoa; Chordata; Mammalia; Rodentia; Muridae
Gene: Cstf2
Product: cleavage stimulation factor subunit 2
Exons: 16
Coding region: 188-2077 (629 amino acids)
Biological process (GO): mRNA 3'-end processing
Cellular component (GO): mRNA cleavage and polyadenylation specificity factor complex
Molecular function (GO): mRNA binding
Source: RefSeq, a predicted model, not a curated record
CAGACUGUUGCCCCUCCCCUGGGCCAAACGCUAGGCGGGAACCAACACGGUGAGGCGCGCGGCAGGCUCUGCGGCGCUUUUGGGCCAGGUGCUUCCGGCUCCCACCGGACGGAGGCGGGCCUGGCUGUGGACUCGCUCUCCCACGGAAGUGUGCUUUAGCGCACCGGAAGCCACCUCGGGGUGAGCCAUGGCGGGUUUGCCUGUUAGAGACCCUGCGGUGGAUCGUUCUCUACGUUCUGUAUUCGUGGGAAACAUUCCUUAUGAAGCUACGGAAGAACAACUGAAGGACAUCUUCUCUGAAGUUGGGCCUGUUGUCAGUUUCAGAUUGGUAUAUGAUAGGGAGACAGGAAAACCAAAGGGCUAUGGCUUCUGCGAAUACCAAGACCAAGAGACAGCACUUAGUGCCAUGCGGAACUUGAAUGGGCGUGAAUUCAGUGGGAGAGCUCUUCGAGUGGAUAAUGCUGCCAGUGAAAAGAACAAAGAGGAACUGAAGAGCCUUGGCACUGGUGCACCUGUCAUAGAGUCACCUUAUGGAGAAAGCAUCAGCCCUGAGGAUGCCCCUGAAUCCAUUAGCAAAGCAGUUGCCAGUCUUCCACCGGAACAGAUGUUUGAGCUAAUGAAACAAAUGAAGCUCUGUGUCCAGAAUAGUCCCCAGGAAGCACGAAACAUGUUGCUUCAGAAUCCACAGCUGGCUUAUGCUUUGCUGCAAGCACAGGUAGUGAUGAGAAUUGUGGAUCCUGAGAUUGCCCUGAAAAUUCUGCAUCGCCAGACAAAUAUCCCAACGCUGAUUUCAGGCAACCCUCAGCCAGUUCAUGUUGCCGGGCCUGGCUCAGGACCCAAUGUUUCAAUGAACCAGCAGAAUCCUCAGGCCCCUCAGGCUCAAUCUUUGGGUGGAAUGCAUGUCAAUGGCGCACCUCCUAUGAUGCAAGCUUCUAUGCCAGGUGGAGUUCCAGCCCCAGUGCAGAUGGCAGCUGCUGUUGCAGGGCCUGGCCCUGGUUCCUUAGCCCCUGCAGGAGUCAUGCAAGCCCAAGUUGGAAUGCAAGGAGCUGGACCAGUGCCCAUGGAACGAGGACAAGGAACCUUACAGCACUCGCCCGUGGGACCCGCCGGGCCUGCAUCAAUUGAGCGAGUUCAAGGGCAGAGAACAUGGAUGAUAUGGGCAUCUGUCCGAGGCUCUACUCCCUCCCUACUGGUGUCAGGAGGCUUGGAUGGAAUUGCAGUCUGUAAGGAGACAGCAGUGCCAAUGCAAGACCCCAGAGCAGCUAUGCAGAGGGGAGCCUUGCCUACCAACGUCCCAACUCCUCGUGGUCUUUUAGGUGAUGCUCCCAAUGACCCGCGGGGAGGCACUUUAAUGACUGUAACUGGAGAAGUAGAACCUAGAGCUUACCUGGGACCACCACCACCUCCUCAUCAGGGCCCACCCAUGCACCAUGUUCCUGGCCAUGAAGGUCGUGGACCGCCUCCGCAUGACAUGAGGGGAGGACCCUUAGCUGAGCCCAGGCCUUUAAUGGCAGAGCCAAGAGGACCCAUGCUAGAUCAGAGGGGUCCACCUUUGGAUGCCAGAGGUGGAAGAGAUCCCCGAGGAUUAGACGCUCGGGGGAUGGAGGCUAGAGCCAUGGAAGCAAGAGGACUGGAUGCCAGGGGACUGGAAGCUCGUGCCAUGGAAGCUCGUGCCAUGGAAGCCCGCGCCUUGGAGGCCCGCGCCUUGGAGGCCCGCGCCAUGGAGGCUCGUGCCAUGGAGGCCAGAGGCAUGGAUACCAGAGGCCCAGUACCUGGACCUAGAGGACCUAUGCCUAGUGGAAUCCAAGGUCCCAAUCCAAUGAACAUGGGGGCAGUUGUUCCCCAGGGAUCCAGACAGGUCCCAGUCAUGCAGGGAGCAAGCAUGCAAGGUGGAAGCCAGCCUGGUGGCUUUAGUCCUGGACAGAGCCAAGUCACACCCCAGGAUCAUGAGAAGGCUGCUUUGAUUAUGCAGGUCCUUCAGCUCACGGCAGACCAGAUUGCCAUGCUGCCUCCUGAGCAAAGACAGAGUAUCCUUAUCUUAAAGGAACAGAUACAGAAAUCCACUGGGGCACCUUGAAAGGUUCUCAAAAGUACCUGGCAACAAAUCUGGAAAUGUAAUUCCAUAACAUUGUUGAAAUCUUGAAAACCUAGUCACUCCUGCAUCUUAACCUCCCCAGAUGAGGCUGAUUCGUGCCAGGUGGAGGUCUUGCAUCACCAUUUCUCCAAAGGAAAACAGUUCAUUCUGUUGUCGUAGUGUGUAUAUUUUCUGUGACAUUAAAUAAACUUUGAACACAAGUUUAACAUACUACAAAUUGAUAUACAUAAUCCUUUUGCUUUUAAGAAGCUAACAGCAAGGAUAUCAGCUAAACUGUGAUUUCUAAUGUACUGCAGCCUCAUUCUUUAAUCUUAUAUUGCCAUAGCUGUAUUCUUACUUUAGCAUAAGCAUUUAUUCUUCUUAAUGAUACUUGAGAAUUUCUCAGAAACAAUGUUUUCGGGAACUUUGGUUUUUGUUGACUUUGCUUUCAGUAAAGUAAAAACACUUUACCCCUUGAAAACUCUCUAGAACCUCAGAGUUUUCUAGAAGAAAAAAAGCACAUGGUUAGAACUAAAAUUGACCAGAAGGCCAACAAGUAAGGUGCGCACCACAUCAGUGUGUUUGGUUCAAGAACUGCCAAUUAUCAAAAUGGGUUGUUUGCUCAGUAGCAGGUCUGAACAUGCAGAAGACAAAAACUGCUUUGGCACUGGUUUGAAUGUGUAUCAGCAACCUAAAAGAUUGUUGUAAAGCUCCUCUGUCUAGUUAGCCAACUUUACAAGUUUAAAAAAGCCACUGUUUUUCCACAUGCUCAAAUUUAAUAAAACCAAGUGAACAAAAUAUAUUCCAAUCUUUCAGAAAAUCACAAAGCUUUCAGCUUAAUGAAAAUUCUUAAUGAAAUCCAUUCCAAGAACUUCAAACAGAAAACCCUAAAACGUUUACAUUUUCAAGUCUUUAAAGAGGACCAAGUAGAGAGAGCACAGGACUGCAAAUUAUCCACUGUGGUGGUCUGCUUCUUUCGAAGUACUUGGUAGGUGAUGAGUGCCAUUAGCCUGUGUAACCCUGCUGCUUGCCUUGCCUUCUCCACAGUGGCAUUAAGGAGGAAUGGUUUCUCUCCACCAGUUCGACCUCAAGACAUUUGAAGAGUUGCCUUAAUGAUAAGUAAAGUUUACUAGCGCUAAUUGUGAGCUUCUUUGUAUUCGCAGAACCCUACCCUCGCUGCAUUAGGAUUAUGGGCAGGUGAAUUAAGUCACUACUUAAGGCAUAUAAAGCAUAAUUGUGCAUUGCUUAACAUGCCAAGAAAAAGAAAGUAAAGAUAUUAAAAUUGAAGGAUUUUUUCUCCAUAAAUUUAUAAUGAAAAUUUGCUGAAUAUGUCAUACCUGUCAAGAAAAGUGCAAAACAGCAAGCACUCCUGCCUAUUUCCCUCAUCCCCAGUUCGAUCAUAAUGUUAAUUAUGCAUGCACUUCAUUGUUUUCAUUACCUUCUGUGCCUCCUGCAGAAGCAGUCCUUGAUGUGUUGAUUUUGGCAGCUGCCUUGACUUAAAAGCAUCAAUGUAUUUAGAUGCAGAGACCAAGAGGAAAGUAUUUCUAGUUAGGAACCUGGGUUUUACACAACCAAUUCUAAAUCAAGAUAACUGAAGCUGAAGCUAUUUGGGAAACAGUUGUCUAAUAGAAACUGUAUCCUGAAAAUCCAGCACAGUUUCCCAAAGCCUCAUUAAACUGGAUGGUAGACAUUCAGGUGAAUAAGUUGACAAGAGCAGCGGCAUCCCAAUUCAUUACUAUGGAAACAACUUGUCAGUGGUUUGUUUGUUUGUUUGUUUGUUUGCUAUAAUUUUUUACUGUUGUAAUAAUACAAUUAGCUACCCCAUGUUCAUAAUCUGCCUUUAUUAUGUUCAGACUAAUGACUGAAAAAUGAUCCCACUAAUCCUUCAAGCUAUAGGUUCCUAUAUAAUUGAAAACAGAAAUUUGUUCACUCUUCAUUAAUGGUACAAAUUAGACGGUCUAGUGCUAAGUCUAUAGAUUCAUUCUGCUAAAUGUAUGAGGUCAACUGCCUGAGUACAAUGAAGUGUGGGGGUGUUUUUCCUCCCUUGAGGAACCUGCACCUUGUAAUUCACCAUAACAUCCCAGAGUCAGUGUGGUUAUUGUCCUGGUUGAUAGGGAAAAUAAACAUUUUGUAGGAAAAAGAAUGACUUUUAGUGGAUGGUUCCUCAUUGAGUAAGACCUGGAAAAUAGCCAAAAGUAUAACUUUAUUUUCUCUGUAUAAUACAUUCAUAAACAAACUCCAUUCCCACCACCAACAAAAACCAUAAAAGAUCUUCUGUUAAAUUACCCUGUGAUGUAGAUCAGGCCUUUCCAAUUAUUUCAAACAAUACAAAGUGACAAUAUAGUUGGCUUCUAACUAUAGUGCAAAUUUGAUUACAGUUAAUAUACUUAAGAUAUUACUAGGAAAAGUCAGCAAAAUUGUUCAAUAAGCAAAGAGGAAAAUCUUUCAAUUAUUUUGACAAAGUAACAUGUCAAUUGUUGGUCACACUGGGUUAGCUCAUGUGUAACAGUGUGCUUAGUGGGUGAUGUGGGAGUGGGAAGCUUGGUUAUUUUAUGUUGUUUAUUUAUGAUUAUUGUUUUGUCGUGGAUUCAAUAAAUAUUUUAAAAGUCA